This is a messenger RNA of Schistocerca serialis cubense, 5319 nucleotides long. RefSeq lists its product as uncharacterized. Lineage: Eukaryota; Metazoa; Arthropoda; Insecta; Orthoptera; Acrididae. The record is from RefSeq and is a predicted model, not a curated record. Gene Ontology annotation, molecular function: protein binding. The annotation marks the transcript as partial. The transcript has 36 exons.
AUGACGAUGUGUUUAUUGGAACUAAAUACUGAGGCGCCACCACCGCCGCCAUGGCAGCCGGGCUCUGGGCCUGGACCGGGUCCGGGUCCUGGGGUGGGGGUGGCACCGGCGCCGCCCCCGGGGGCAGCGCACAGCAGCCCCUUAACGCCGCCCUCGGGCACGCGCCUCCAACUGCACGUCGACGCCAGCCCUUCCAGGCUCUCACUGCAGUCCGGCAGCUUCCAGUGCAGCCUGGGUUCCUCCACGGGCGACCUCAGCGUGGAGGCGGCGCAGCUGGAGCGAGCCAUUCGCAACAACGACACGGUGCGCGUCAAGCGGUUCCUCGAGCUGCACCACGACAAGUUCCAGGUCAACCUGCACAGUAGUUUUUUAGAUAAAUCUUCCUGCGAAUCGCAAAGCCAAGACGUCGAAAUCCUGCUCAGAAAAUCGAAAACGUUAAUUGAUCGACUUGCACCAGACGAGCGAGGGGUGGUGGAUAAGGCGGCGUGUGCCGACAGGCUGCAGCCGGCGUCGUCGUGCGCGUCGUCGGCGUCGUCGGCGGGCGUGGCGGAGCCGUCGGUGCCGCUCAUCUUCAGCAACGCGCUGCACGUGGCGGUGGAGCACGGCGCCGUCGACGUGGCGCGCCUGCUGCUCAAGUACGGCCUCGAGCCCAACCAGGGGGGCCGGCUGCCGGGGCCUAUUGUACAAGGCCCCUCGUCGCCGCUGACGCUGGCGCCGCCGCCGCUGUCCGGCCAGCGACGCGGCACGCCGUGGGCGGGCUCCCCAGCGUCGCUGUCGCCGCCGCACUACCAGCUGCCCGCCAUCACCACCAGCCCUGCUGACCCUCCCUCCGCUCUCGCCGUCACCUCGCCCACGGCCGCCGGUGCCCGACGCCGCCGCCUGGGGAGCACCGUGGGCCCCCCGCCUCCGCCCGGCCCGACGCCACGGCAGCGCUCGCUGUCGCUGGAGAGCCAAGCGACGCCGGACACGGGCCGGCGCAGCGUGUCGCUCAAGUCCAGCCCGCUUAUGUCGCCGCGGCCUCCUCCUCCCCCUCAACAGCAGCAGCAGAUUCCACAGCAGGCGCAGCCGGAGCGCAGCAUCUUCGCGGAGCUGCGCCGCAGCAGCGAGAUCUUCAAGAGCAUCCUGCUCAACCUGUCCACGAGGGAGGCGGCGGCGGCAGCAGCGGCGGCGUCGUCGUCGCCGUGCCCGUCGUCCUGCUCACUGAGCGCUGCCUCCUCGUCCGGCAACGGGCUCGCUUCCGAUGCAGGCGACGUCCCGUUGCUUGUCGUCAACCCAGCGCUGCCACCCGAAAAGGUGGUGGGUCUCGCGCAUCACUACACCAAACACUACCUGUACACGCUGCCAGCGCUCUUCCUGGCUGUCGUCAAGGGCAACGCCACGCUCGUGUACCUGCUGCUCAAGUACGGCGCCGCAGUCAACUUCCAGGAUGGACAAGGGAACACGCCUCUUCACCUGGCUGUAGCACAGCAGACAGUGCCGUGGGAGUGCGUGCUGGACCUGGUGGAGCGGGGCGCGCAGGUGGCGCUGCGCAACAAAGCGGGCGUGAGGCCCGUGGACCUGGCGCCCGGGGACGUGCUGGCCAGGCUGCAGGACCAGAUGCUAGCCGACUGCUGGGCCGGCCUGGCGCCAAGCUCGCCAGCUGCGCAGCAGACCACCCAGCAGGUGCAGCAGGCGGCCGGCGCGCAGCAGCAGGGCGUGCAGCAAAACACCCAGCAGGCGCAGAGCAGCAGUCUCAGUUGCUUGUCCUGCACGCCGCAGGUGCCGGCGACGCCCGCGGGUGCCGAGUCGCCCGGCAGCGGCGCCGCCAACUCGGGCCCAUCGUCGCGCAACCCGGCACGCAUCCUGCGCAAGCUGCGCACGGCGAGCGGCGGCGGCGGCGGCGGCGGCGGCGCGGCCAGGGCAGAGUCCACCGAGGAGGCCAGCUCCGCCUCCGUCGAGAUGCUGGCGCUCUCCUCCACCGGCUCCGUGCGCAGCCGCAACAACAGCUGCCGCAGUCUCGAAGUCACCCAGCAACAGCAGCAGCAGCAGCAGCCGGGACAACCCGCCGGCAGCAACAACAACAACAGCAAGGAGACCACGGAGGCUCUGACUAAGCAAGACUCGAGACGACGCGCGAGGAGGAAAGCGUGGCGCGAAGCCAGACAGGCGCACGUCUCGCAAAACACGGAGAAGUCGCGGUGCUUAGAGGCAGAACGCAGCUUCCAGGUGCUACUGCACAUGGCCACCAACCCAGAGUGCCUGGGCGGCGUGCUGCGGGGUUUGUUAGUGCAUCACAACAACCUGCUGCGCCUACUGCAGCUGCUCAACCACAGCGCGCUGCACCGCAGCAUGGCAGCACUGCUGCACGCUGUCCUGAAGACCGCUGUGGAGACGUACGGGGAGCGUUCGGCGGCAGCGACGCCUCCUGCUGUGACGUCACCGGAGAGCGCGCAGCAGCAGGUGGCGGAGGCGACGCAGCAGCUGAGCGGCGCGCUGUGCCUGCUGCUGCGUGUCUGCCUCAGCCUCAUCCACGGCGUGCACGACCUGCAGUACACCGCCAUGGUCACCAUCAACAAGGCCAUCGACGUCUGCGUCGUGCACCGCCUGGCGCACGUCAAGGUGCGCUCCGCGCGCGUCCUCCAGCACCCGUGCAAGCCGGCUAGAAAGAAGGACCACAGUACAAAAGGGGUGACGGAGAACAUCGAAACACCAUCUAGCGGCGAUCGCACGAGGCGCCGGCUCGGCGCGAAACGACUGGGUUCCGUGUGGCGGCACUCGUCCACCGCGGAGCCGACAGAGCGCGCGCGUAGCGACGCGGACGCCGUCGACAAGGAGGAGAGCGUCAUAGACGUGCUGUCGAGCGUGCACGCGCUGUCGGUGCUGAACAUCCUGCACAACGCGCUGACGCUGUACAAGCGCGUGGUGGGCAGCAAGCAGCAGUGCUCUCCCAGCCAGAGGUGGCGGCACUGCAGCUACCACUGCCUGCAGAUCCUGGCGGCGCGCGCGCUGCUCUUCAUGGUGGAGGGGCCCUCGGUGCAGGCGCAACUGGCGCAGGAGCCGCAGCUGCGUAUCCUCGCCGCAGCGCUCGACUCCACGCACGAUCCGCAACUGCUGGUGCUGGUGCUGCAAAUCGUGGCGACGCUGGCGCUGGAGCCGGCGCACCACCGCGCGCUGCUGGACCAGGGGCUGCCCGACGUGCUGAGCCAGCUGCUGCUGCCGUCGGACGAGUGGUACUACACCAACCACAGCACGCGCUACGCCAAGUACGUCAAACACCACGCGGCGCGCGCGCUCGUCUACCUGGGCUUGCAGCACCGAGUCAACCUGCGCUUCAGCGUCUACGACAUCCUGCAAGACGACCUGCCGCCGCCGACGCCGCUCACGGAGUCGGUGGAGGACGCGUACAUCACGGCGACGUCGGCGCCCCCGGCCAUCGUGCACUGCCCGCGGACCAACAACGUACUGGGCCUGUCCGUCGAGGGCGCCGUCAUGCACGUACUCCGCACUCUAGAGACAUCACUCAGCCAAGGCACGACGUCAUCAUCGGACUGGGCGACGCCGCACUGGGCUCUCAGUGGCAGCAGCUACUCGCAGACUCCGCAGAAGGGGCAGGCGAGCUCGCUGCUGCACGGGCUGCUGGCGUGCAUGCCGUGCGUGCUGUCGCCGGUGGUGCUGCUGCGGCUGCUGCUGCACCGACUGCUCACCACGGCGGCGCCGCACCUCGCGCGCUGGCGCAGCUGCGCCUCCAGGUCGUCCUUCGCCUCCGCCGGACACGCCGAGGGCCCGCGCACGCCGCGUAGCAGGGCUUCCUCCACCGACACCGAGCCCAGCUCCCUCCGCAAGAGGAGGAAGGUGAACCUGACCGUGGACUGCACGACUGGGCUGGAGGGCGGCGCCGAAGACGCGGCGGUGAGCACCAGCCGGUCCCGCGGGCUGCACCGGCCGUCGUUCACCCAGCAGGGAUCCGGCCUGCCCGUGCACCAGCCGCUGGAGCGCGCCUCUUCGCUGGUGCCCGCGCCCAGGGACAGCCUGGGACUCGAGCCCGCCAUGCAGGCGACGCUGUUCGCGUUCUCGCACAUGCUGCGGCACGCGCCGAGCCGCGACUCGCUGCAGAGCAGCAGCGACGGCCGGGGCUCGGCGCCCGGCUCGCCGUCGCUGGUGGUGGUGCCGGUGCCGCAGCAGCUGCCCCUGGGCCUCAGCCUGGGGCUGGGCGCCCACAAGCCGCGCCGCGCCUCCUUCCGCUUCUCCAGCCUCCACAAGCGCCGCUCCAAGUCGCAGGCCAACAUCGCCGCCGUCGUACACAAAGUCGAUGUAGGGUCGCACCGACGCGGCGACACGCCAGAGCAGGAGAUCCUGGCGUUCCAGAAGCAGCUGCAGAACCUGCCCGACUUCGACUCUCCGGACCACCCGGACCCGGUGGCGGCGGCGGCCGAGUUCCUCGCCGGCCGGCCGCACCUCCGGCCACGCUCGCGCUCAAUGCCGCGCGUCUCCUACGAGAACUCGUCGUCGCGCUAUCUCACGCUGCCCGACGCGUGGGCGCCGUGGCCCGGCGGCGGGGGCGGCGGGGGCGGCCGCCUGCACAGGGGCCGGUCUGCGGGGGCGCUGCCCGGCGCGGGCGACCACAGCCCGGCCGCAGCCACCACGCCCGUCGAGGAGCGCGCCGCCGUGGGGCUGGCUCCGGUGGCAGUGUCGGGGGCCGGCUCGGGGGCGGCGCCUGGCGCGGGGGCGGCGCCGGGGGGCGGCGGGGGCGGCGACCGCGGCGGCUCCGGCAGCCGGCGCUCCAGCCUCAGCCCCUCGGACCGGUCCGGCCGCCGCCGCGACAGCCCCGCCUGCAUCCUGGUGGAGGUGCCUCCCUGGCACAGGGCCAUCCUCAACUUUCUUGAGGAGUGGCUGCGCGUGUCGCGGGUGGAGCUGGACCGCAACCCGCCGCUGUGCCGCGAGCUGCGAGACUUCCUGACCAAGGUGUCCGGCUGCGGGCCGCCCUAUCAGCAGUGGUGCGCCGAGCUGCGCCAGGAGCACCCCGCCCUCGCCCGUGACCCCGACCUCGACAGUGCGGAUGACUUGGAGGAGACCGACCGAGAAUAUUGCCAGCUGCUGCAGCUGGUGGUGGGCGGUGCGCUGCCAUGCAGCAAGGAGGAGGCGGCGGCGCUGGCCGGCAUCCAGCUGCGCAUCGAGGAGUCGUGGGGGCGGCCGCACCCGCUGCCCGCCUCGCCAGACGAUUCCGCCACGCUCAGGCCCAUCUCGGAGGGGCAGGAGAGCCUGCUGCUGCACGUGCCCAGCUUCAGCGUGGCCCGGCCCGUCAGCCCCCUGACCGAGGAGGCGGAGGACGGAGGCGGGGGC